AUGUCAAGGUCUCCACCAAGCAAAAAAUCAAGCGAAGAGCACUAUUAUUUUUCUGCCUCCUUCUCCUCUCAGCUUGGGAAAAAUCCAUCAACAGGCGCCAGCUUAUUUUGUUUGCCUCUUCCCUGUAACUUUGACGUGGCUCUCACUGGUAUCCUUAAUGAUGCUGAAAUCGCUGCUGGCCUACCGAGCUGCCACACCGCAGAUUCCUUCGAUUACAAAACCUUUGUCAUCAAAGUGGGUCUGAACUCCAAGUAAGAACAGCUGGCCAAAGUCUUUGGAAUCCUUGCCCUUGAUAGGAGUGGCUUAACUGAGGAAGAUGAGCUGAAGCUCUUCCUGCAGAAUUUCUCCACAAGUAUCAGAACUUUGACUGAUGCCAAGACUAAGGCUUCCCUGGCAGCAGUUGACAGUGAUGGAGAUGAUAAAAUUAGAGUGAAUGGUAAGGAUUCCGUUAUAAAAUGGUCACCCUGGAUUAGGUAA
Terrapene triunguis (Three-toed box turtle) is the source of this 477-nucleotide messenger RNA. Its product is annotated as parvalbumin beta-like. Gene Ontology annotation, molecular function: calcium ion binding. The record is from RefSeq and is a predicted model, not a curated record. Gene Ontology annotation, cellular component: nucleus; cytoplasm. NCBI's taxonomy places the organism in Eukaryota, Metazoa, Chordata, Testudines, Emydidae.